Molecule: messenger RNA, 282 nt
Organism: Peronospora belbahrii
Lineage: Eukaryota; Oomycota; Peronosporomycetes; Peronosporales; Peronosporaceae
Source: the annotation of a GenBank genome assembly
AUGACAGUGGCACAGGUAAAACUUCAUCUGAUGCACCAUUGGCCUGAAAAUGUACCAUCUACUAAAGACAUUAAGACUAUUCGUCUUAUUUGUAUGGGACGUGGUAUAUUACAAGAUACUCAAAGCUUAGAAGCUGCUGCUGUUCCAAUCUUUGCGACACAUCCAACUCCAAUUAAUGUAUCAGUGAAUUAUAAACCUCAACCAACAAUGCGAGAAGCGAUACGGGGUCAUACUGCUACCAAAACAGUGGAAGCAGCAGGAUGCGGCUGCGUUCUUUGCUAA